GGGAAAGUCAGGGCAUGUACGCCCUGUGGUACCGCUUGCGGGCUUCUACUAAUUAAAUACCUAGCUAAUGAAGCAGAUUAGUAUGUUCGCUGCGGGAGCUGCCGCGCACUGAAAGGCUUACAUUACAUCUACUUUGCUAACACAUCAUUUUACAGAGCACGAAUAUGUUGACCCGCGGUUUUCCUAAAGUGAGGAAAGGGCAAAAGCGAUCUUAGCCCGCUAAUAAUGCAGGCGCGAAUGAGGCGAAGGAUAUAAACUCGCGCACGCAGAAUGAUGAGCAAGACCAGAAGUUUCAGAUUGUUGGAGGCCUGACAAGGGUGGAAUAAGUGUUCUCUAUGCAAAAGAAAAAAGCUACUGAUAUACCAACAGUGCCGGAACUACACAUAAGCAAUAUACGUGUAAGGCCGAAUGUACACACUUCAUAGUUUUUGUAGUACUGCGGUGACGGUCUCAGGAACCGGAAGUUGUAAGUCACAAAAACUGACGGCAAGGAAUAGACAAAAUAAUUGCUCUUGCAAGGCACAAUUAGAAUCGAGGGCUACCCUCACCUAGACAAACAGGAUGGCCUUGUCGGUCUGUACCUCAAAGGUCACGGGACUAGCACUUGUCGGGUCCAUCGCUUGUAACGCAGGCAGUGCUUAACUUGGCACAGAAAGAGCAAGCAGAGUAGGCCUCAUGACAUACGCGUGGUGACGAUUUUCAGUAUUAUCGGUAUCAGCAGUUAAGUUUGAAGGAAUGGUGUAUCAGCAGACCUUUUACGUGUGCACUCCUGGAACUUGCUUGUUUCCAAUCGGGAUACGUUUACCAACGGCCUAACUAAAUUGUGUUUGCGUGGCAAUAAGUUACACAGCUAAGGAACUCAGUCAUAAUGCUUAUCCAUACUCAAAACGAUGACCUAGGUGUUGGGGUAGAUCCAUCUUAGAGCAGCGAGUGACUACGACUGAUUUCUUUUUUCAUAUCGACUGAUUAACGAACUGAUGAAGGCGUGUGCGUAGGUUAGCAUUUCAAUCGGUGUUUUGUGUCGUGGCGGUUGACAAAACCAAUUCAAAAGGUGCUGUAUGCCCUUGUUGGGUACACUCAGAGAACCUUACGUAAAUCGGUCUUGAACAUCUUGUUUAGUCUUCCAUCUGAUCAGGAAUGGACUGCUGGAGCUUGUGAUCUAAAUGAGCUACCAGCGUCGAGAAACAGUAGAACGGUGAUGCCGCAGCUUGAUUACGACCAUUAGCGAUUAGAUGGUUGCAUGGACGUGUUGGUGAUUAUCGGUGGCGUGAAUGGCGGUGCAAUGUUUUAUUCAGUUACAAGCGCCGGUAAUCCAGAACACAACGAUCGCCGCAACUUCGUCGGAAGCAAAUGCGGUACCUAAUACUACAUUAAUCGAUAAUAGCCGCCUUCUUCAUCUAAAUGGCUUGAACAUAAAUCUGAAAUUGAAUGCAGCUGGCGUACGGCCUGCUUUGGUGUAGAUGGCCUGUUAUUUGGCAGAAACGGUGCUUUGAGACCGAUAGUGCUUGGAAUCGCAUGUUUAGUGCAAACUCAAUACAUCGUAGGAUUGUUUGCAGUGAUGACAACUUUCAAACGUAAUUCCGUUGUCAGUAUACCAUGCAAAAGUUGGUACACGAUUAACCCGUCUGGCUGGUGUUUGCAGGAGCAGCUCGAACGUUUGCAGCAAACUAGUUGUUGAAUUACAUCGACAGCAUUCUGUAGGAAGAGCUGGUUACCUUCAACAAUUACUACUCAGCGAAGUGCUUAGCCUCGUAAAUAGACAUUUCAGUUCUUAAUCCAUUUGUGAUUCAGAGACCAAUAAAUUCUUCAAUGUCUUUGCGACUCUCAUCAAGAAUGGCAUGGUCGGGUAACAGAGCAGCGUCAAUAGCAGGUCGUCAUUAUCUAACAAAAAUUAUGGAUUCCUCAGUAUGGCUGAAUAAGCGUCUAUUCAUAUCCGACCGUCGUCAUCAGAUCAAUGCCAUCUCACGUGAAAUACGGCGGCAGCUUGCAAAUUCGCUGAUAAAAUUUCCACCACUUUGCAUUGGGGAAAUACUACUUUUGAGCUUGUUAGGUGGGCUAUAGCAAGUCUUUAUUGCAGUGUUAAGUUUUUUCUUGGUUAAAGUAAAAUUGCAGGAGCACUGCGUGCUGUCUAGGAAUAAUCCAUGGAUUUUACAUUGUCCGGUGAUCAUUUCAUGAUGUGAAACAUUAGCUGCGCUUUUUAUAAUUAGAGUCUCGCCGGACAAACUUUUGAAGGGAUCUCUCAUUAAGUGAAUUUCAGUAGAGCGUUGCCUAGCAAGUAUGUCCUUAAUAUCUCGGAUUAUUUCUCGCGAAUCAAAAUUAUGAUCUAGUUUUUACUGCCGGAAUAGAAAAAAGAUUAACAGCCAAUUUCUCGGUUAUACUGUUUUCAAGCGUAUUAAAUUGGGUGUCGAGUGGACGCGUUACGGUAGAUGACGUUUGAAUGUAGGUGUCAUUUGACGAACCUAUUCUAUACAAAUAUUUGCACGGAUGAGAGGUAGUCAAGUCCAGGUUUACAGCCUAGAAGUCCUAUUGAUGCUAAGAUAUGAUAGACAGCUCUAGGUGUAAGCAGUCUGUGUUUUCUGGUCGGUUGGUAAAAGCCCAAUCGCACGUUAUCCUGGACGAAACACGACCCCGAUUUCGACACAGUUCCUUCUCUACGACCGUGCUGCCUACUUUCUUGCGACGAUCCUCGUUCGACCAAGCAAGGCUUGGCAACUGUAGCAGGUUGAGAUCAGUGUCUGUAAAGGGUAUGUCUUCGGUAACGAAACAAGAAAUAGGAUCAACCUCGUAAUUCUGCAUGUAACUAAAAAGGCCAUAAUCGCGUGGAUGUAGAUCAAAGUCUGUCCAGCUUUAUGGAAGUGGCGCCAUCAUUUACAUCAUUCAAGUUCUGUGACGCUUCAAGAUCCAGCCGUUGUAACUGUAACUGUGCUGUAGCCCGUGUACCGUUCUGCACAGAGCAGCACAAUGGAUUCGAAAAUUUCGUCGGCCGACCGAUACUGGACAUUUGAAAAGAUAUCCACAGCGUUUGUGGUGUCAUUUGGGAAAAUGGUACAAUUAUUGUGCUGUCUCGGAUUAGCUCCGUUCUACCCUGAGGAGGCUGUAGAAAGAGGGAACACAUCGAUAGAAAUAGGCAUCCUGUUCGGCGUUUAUCCGCUAGUGGGCUUCCUUUGCAGCUCUUUUGUGGGGAAAAUGUUAUCCAAAGGCUACGCACCAAAGAAGAUAUUAUUAUGCGGUCUUCUUAUAGACAGCACGUUUAUAAUUUUGUUCAGUAUGUUAUACAGAAUCCACGAUUCAACAUGGUUCUUUAUUGGUUCAGUUUUUUGCCGUGGCUUUCAGUCGGUCGGGGUGACAAUGUCUAGUGUCACUUAUUACGGAAUUGCCGCAGCAAACUUUCCCGACAAAAUGACAGUUUUCAUUCCAAUCAUCGAAACGAUGUCUGGUUUAGGAGUAAUGGUGGGUCCGACUAUUGGUGGGAUUUUGCAUGAGAUUGGCGGCUUCCCGACGCCGUUCCUAACAUUUGCUGGGAUGACUAUUACGUUUAUGGUUAUAGCUGCCAUUUCAAUGCCUCCAGUUAAAAUGACCGACGAUUCUGUAAGAGACUCCUCAAACAUGGAAGGUGGAUCGGAUUCAGGUUCAAUAAAAGCUAUCAUAAGCGAUUGGCGAAUGCUUAUUGAUGUCGUCACCGUCUUUACCGGAUUCGUCGCGGUUUCCUUUAAUGAUGCGACUUUAGCAAUCCUUCUCGAUCGUUUCGGCCUUAAUUCUGCGUCCAAGGGAGCCACCUUCCUGAUCUCGGCCUGUUGCUACUCUGUCGCAUCUCUGAUUUACGGUCGCAUAGGCAAGAUAAUUAGAGACAUUCGAAUCACUGCUAUCUUCGGAGGGGUCUGCCUCAUGAUCUCCUGGGCGUUCACGUCUGCCCUACCUUUAUUCCCAUUUCGAUCACAAUUGUGGCUGGUUCUGCUGAUGCAAGCGAUUUUAGGCAUAGGCGCUGGGGCGUUUUACAUUUCCAGUUACAGUCACGGACAUACAUAUCUCACAACAAUCAAAGGUUUCCCGAAUGACUACCGCACUUACUCGAUAAUGGCAGGGGUUAUUCAGUCUGCAUUUUUCCUUGGGUCUCUUAGUGGAGCAACUGGAGGAGGUAUCCUGCUCCAGUAUCUUGGAUACGAACGGACCACUCUGGUCAUUGUCGCUCUGAUGGGUCUUUUGACCCUGGUAGUGACGGCGACGGUAGUCUCAGACCACUUGAGUCCACCGAUUGCUGAGACGCAACAGGAAGUUCAAAUUUCGAUGAGCGAAAGUGUGAAAUUCGAGAACGAUUUCAAUGCAAACGAAAGUGAUAUUCGCCAAAUAUAAAGCCGAAUGAUAACUUCGAGACACACUGAUAUAGUCGACAGUUCCCUGUGUCCUCUUAAGCGUCAAAAAUGAACUUUCCGAUCAACUGAGCACCACUAAGUCGUGUAGCUCGUGCACGAAACUUUCCAAAGUAGAAACUGCUAAGCUUAGAACGAUGAGUAAGACUAUUCGUUUUUCUAACCGUGCAUGACGUGCGUGAACUAUCCCUUGUGCACGUGACAGUAAGAACUUUUGCGAUUAGUCACGUAGGGAUCUAAAAAUGAUAACUGCUGUUUAGAAAAUGUGUGCCUAUAAAUAGCAAACAUAAUUUUAUGAAUUUCGAAAAAUCAGAAGCCUACACGACUUAUGAACUCUUUCAGCAAAAUCUAGCCUAAGCCCUGUUUAUAUUUCUCCGUUAUGGCCGUUAUAUUGCUAAUGCUGAUGUUCAUUUGCUAAGUUCAAUGAUCGACUAGAACGUGCUCUAAUGAGAUGUUAGUGGCGUAGUGUGGCACCGCUAUUGUAUUAAGCAUAACUUGUACAGAUCAUAUUUAUAGGUUAUUUUAGUUAGAACUACAUUAUUGUUAGACGAUGAAUAGCAUACUAGUUGCUCUUAUGAGCUACAAUAUUUGUAGAACCAACAAUCACUGAUCGGACAAGCUUACCAAAUGAAUAUGGAACAAUAAAUAUUCGUACG
Messenger RNA from Varroa destructor (honeybee mite), 5023 nucleotides. Its product is annotated as MFS-type transporter SLC18B1-like. The record is from RefSeq and is a predicted model, not a curated record. Gene Ontology annotation, biological process: transmembrane transport. NCBI's taxonomy places the organism in Eukaryota, Metazoa, Arthropoda, Arachnida, Mesostigmata, Varroidae. Gene Ontology annotation, molecular function: transmembrane transporter activity.